Molecule: messenger RNA, 345 nt
Organism: Linum trigynum
Lineage: Eukaryota; Viridiplantae; Streptophyta; Magnoliopsida; Malpighiales; Linaceae
Source: the annotation of a GenBank genome assembly
AUGGACCCUUUUCGUAUCGUCACCCCCAAUGUCUAUCUCACUGCUGACGAUAUCCUCGACAAGAUUGCGAUUGCCGUUGAGGGGGAGGACACUGAUGAUAGUGAUAAUGAUGCUGAUGACACUGAUGAUAAUUCUGAUGACGACGGACCGGUGGAAGAACUAGACAAGGAGGAAGCUGUAGCUGUUGAGCCUGAAGGUGAGGCUGAACUCGUCCCUGGUAUUGAAGUUCACUGGAUCAGUAGUGACGACGACUCUGAUAGCGAUGAUUAUGCUGAUUCCGCCUCUGGUACUCCGUCUUUGGCAGCAGUCCUGGCUGAUCUCAGGGACGUGUAUUAUUCUGAGUGA